Molecule: messenger RNA, 1153 nt
Organism: Octopus bimaculoides (California two-spot octopus)
Lineage: Eukaryota; Metazoa; Mollusca; Cephalopoda; Octopoda; Octopodidae
Source: RefSeq, a predicted model, not a curated record
UUCAAAAUAUCAGGAGCGUUUACAGUUUUUUUUUUUUUUGCACUCUUGUGAAGAUUUCAGUCCAUUUGCUACAUCACAGCUUCAACAGUUUGUUUGGUACAAAUCGAUCAUUUCCUACCAGGAAUUGGCUUGCUAGAGGUUGUAGCAGACUCCAUAUAUUGUUACAAGACAAGCGUUACUUCAGUGGCCAGACUAAGUCCAGCCAUUCUGUAGACGGUGAUCAUUCCUACUCCUAUGGCCCUUAUGGUAAUUACUACAAUGGAUAUAGUUCAGUUUAUGAAAAAUAUGACAUGCAAUAUAGCUUCCAACCACCCUUGUUAAGAUCACCUACCAGGCAGGAAAGCGGAAAAUAUCAACAACCAGUCUCUCACUUUAAUAGCCCUGUCAACAGUGGCUUUUCCAAUUACUACUAUGAUAGUUAUCCACAAGAAUACUAUAAUGGAGAUGUAUAUUACAGUACCUUCCAGACUAGGCCAGCAUCUAGCUAUAAGACCCUAUCUGAAAAAGAUGGACAGCUGGAAAAUGCUAAAGGAGAUGGGUUAGCUAGUAAAGAGAGAGACUCUAUUGAGAAUCCUAACAAAAACACUUGUGCUGAAGAAAGUGUUUUCAACAAUGAUUUUCCCUUUCUCCAUGAAAGAGAUGAUAUUUAUGAUCCAAGUGGUUACAUGACUUCAAACGGCAAUAGUGUUUGGGAUGAUUCUGUUCUGGCCAAAUCAGAAAGUCUUUUUACAAGAAAUGACAUAGAUUACCAAACCUAUUCAAUGGAUCAAGAAAGCGACUCUCCUCAUCCUGUUGAUGAUAUUUACAAGUAUUUCCCUCCAGCUGAGGAUAUUCAUCAACUGUGCAAUAGUCAAGAAAAUGAAUUGACUUGGCAGUUCGACAAUGAUUAUCCAUCCCACAAUUCUGACAAUACUCCUGGUCAGGGUAGAGUAGUAAAAUCACAAGGAAAUGGGGUAAGUUUCUUACCAAGUUUUAUUUUCAUAAAACUGGAAGAAUAUUCAGCAAUCAAAUUAAUAAAGCUUUUCGCUGUUUUUAAUAAUUCACUAAUUCAUUACCAUAACAAGCUACCAAAUAAUUCUAAAACACUGAGCUGAUCAGAGAGAACCUAUAGUUCUAUUUUCAGUUUUUUUCUACAAAGGACCAUCAUCUUCAU